UUUCCGGAGUUGCUCGGCACUGCUCGUCAUCGACCUCUUUCACUGCGGCUCCAUCGCCGAGCGGACUGGCCCGCUGCUCUCAUCCGAAACCUCAGUGCAGACUGUCGGAUCUAUUAAACCACCAACGCCGGCUCCCUGAAAGCCUCCAGCUCCUGUCGAAAUGCAGGCUAUCAAAUGUGUGGUGGUGGGCGACGGGGCUGUGGGUAAGACCUGUCUGCUGAUUAGCUACACCACCAAUGCCUUCCCUGGUGAAUACAUCCCCACUGUCUUUGACAACUACUCUGCCAAUGUGAUGGUGGAUGGGAAACCAGUGAAUCUGGGCCUUUGGGAUACAGCAGGACAGGAGGACUACGAUAGGCUCAGACCACUGUCUUACCCACAGACGGUAUCCAAACACACACACACACAGUUUACAAACUUUGACCGACAAAUCCUACCCUUUAUGGAGAUUUAUACAUCACUCAAUACUAAUGAACUUACUUGCUAAUAUAUGUCCUGUAUAGAUGAAUGAGUAAAAGGCAUCAAUGCAAUAUGGUGGACAGAUAGGAGUUACAUUAUGCAUGUGGACGAGUGUUAUCAGGCCCCUAAUUCAAAUAAUCGAAUGUUAAAGAAACUUGGAAACAUGUUGUUUAUCUAUACACAAUAUACCUGAAACUACAACACAGUAUUCCUCCACCGUGCUACCAAAGAGGGCUGGUGAGCUUGUACUGUAUAAUCAGAUAUCUCCCAUGAAUUCUAAGUCACAUGAAUACUACUUUCUCUGAAGCACAAACAUGUCUCCUUGUGUAUCUAAAUGAAACAAAGUCAUACCUACAAUAUUUAGUGAUACAACAACAUAAAGUGAGUUAUGCUAAACAAUAAUGUGAAUAAUCUUCCAUGUAGUUACAGCCAGAAGAGUCUUAAUAACAUGAAGAUGUCUGGUAUUAGUAUGAGAUAACUCUCCGUGAGAACAACAGAGAAACAAAUAAGUGUUAUUUGACUUAAAACUUCAUGAUGAAGAGGGAGCUGACACACACACACACACACACACACACACACACACACACACA
Messenger RNA from Anarrhichthys ocellatus (wolf-eel), 1049 nucleotides. Its product is annotated as ras-related C3 botulinum toxin substrate 1-like. The transcript has 3 exons. The record is from RefSeq and is a predicted model, not a curated record. Gene Ontology annotation, biological process: small GTPase-mediated signal transduction. Lineage: Eukaryota; Metazoa; Chordata; Actinopteri; Perciformes; Anarhichadidae. The coding region runs from base 161 to 487 and encodes 108 amino acids. Gene Ontology annotation, molecular function: GTP binding; GTPase activity.